AUGGUGGCGGUGUCCACUUCUGAAGAUAGUCAGGGCUUUCAGCAAGAUGACCGGAAGCGUCCUCGGUCGGCCACCACCACAUCCGAAAGCCAUAACCUGAAGAGGAAAGCAGCCAAGGCGCGCAAGCGGUCAGGUACCAAAACCGCCGACCAGCUUGAACAUACGGCUCAACCACGCACCUCAACAAAGCCUCUUCCCCCUCAACGCAGCCCCCAGCCCGACCGCAAGGGGAAGAACCGUGAUCCAGCCAAGCCGGACAAGCCGCACCCAAAGCGAACAUCUGCUCAAGUUCAAGCCGACAAGCAGCGAGAACAGGAGCUCUGGCACAAGUUCCGAGCUAGCCAUGCUCGUGAUCUCCAGCACUUGGCCGACCUGGAGGUGGAUGACGCAGCCAGGCAGGUAAACGAGGAUAUGGGAAUGAUGCUUACCUUAGGUAAUCCAUCUGGCAAUGACGUUAGUGAAGAGGAUGACGAAGAGGAGGGUGAGGAGAGUGAGGAGAGUGAGGAGAGUGAGGAGAGCGAGGAGAGCGAAGAGGAUGAUGAAGAAGAGGAUGGCGAGUUCGACAACAAAGCCGAGCCUGAUUUGCCCGUGAUAACAAAGAAGCGCGGAAAACAUGAGAGGGGCUCAACGAAGGCAGCAAUCGUUGCCCUGAAGGCAGCAAAGGCGUCAAAGGGAAAGGUCAGCACCGCACGCGCUCCCACGGCGAACAGGUCUCUGAAGCCGAACACAUUCCCCACCGGUGUGAAUGCGAAGUGGAAGGCUCGAGCGACCGCAACGCAGUCCACCCGCAAGUCCAAGAAGCCCUCUGUAGCCGCUGAGGUUGCAGAAGUUGGUGUUGGUGGUCUCACUGACGCCGACGCUGACGCACCUUGGUCUGAGCUUAGCACUGCCCGGAAUCUAUCGCGCAAUGAGCUGGUUUCUAUCGUCGAAGACAUAGAUGACGAGGACGCUGGUGACAGUGACGGUCACACCGGGAACGCGAGUGAUGCAUCUCGGGAGCUCAACGCAUCUACUGACAAAGGACGAUCGCGAGUAUACACUAGAAGUCUAUAA
Coniophora puteana RWD-64-598 SS2 is the source of this 1053-nucleotide messenger RNA. RefSeq lists its product as uncharacterized. The transcript has 5 exons. The record is from RefSeq and is a predicted model, not a curated record. Bases 1 to 1053 code for a protein of 350 amino acids. NCBI's taxonomy places the organism in Eukaryota, Fungi, Basidiomycota, Agaricomycetes, Boletales, Coniophoraceae.